AUGUCAAAUCCAAAUGAGUUUGUUGACUUGAAAGAGAAAAAAGUGAAUAUUUCUGGCCAUGUUAUCCAGCCAAGUGAUGUUCAGCCUCAAACCGCCCAUUCAAGUACAAAUGAAGUAUCUCUUACUUCACAAAAACAGUAUCCACAAGGGAAGAAAACUGUCCCAAAAGGAUUUGCAACUGAUCCUACGUUGGACAACUUUAAUCAGCUUCCGAAUCCAAAAUUACAUGAGGAAAAAUCAAAAACUAAAGUACCAGCAGCCACAACUGAUCAGUCAACGAAAACAUUUAUAGAAGGUCCGUCAGUACCACUGACUGACGAGGCAAAUGCAAAUGAAUUUGGUGUGGAUUUGAAAAAGAACACCAGUAAAGAAACGUUUGACGUUCCAGCCAAACGAUACACACCAGGGACUGUGAAAUAUACAGGAGUUCGUGCACUUGAAGAUAUGGUUAAUGAUUUAUGGAAUCUUUUGGAUGAAGUAACAGGGUGUAUUGUUGAUGAGACAUGUGCCCCAGAGUCAGAUUGCUAUGAAGAGAAUGUACAUUUUGUGAGGAAAAAAUGUCUCGGUCGAGGUUCGUACGGUGCAGUUAGUCUUUGUCAGGAUAAGAAAACACAAGAACAGUUCGUCAUAAAACAGGUUCCAAAGAAUAAGUUAAGAUCAAGUGAAAUAAUUGUACCAUCUAAACUGAAUCAUCUUAACCUGACCAAGUGCUACGGUCUUAUACAGCGAUACUACGAUAAAGACAAGGGAAAUCCAACCAUGGAGUUGCUGCUUGAGUAUUGCGGGCUUGCUAUAAACAAGUAUUAUGAUCAGUUUGGACUUCUCACUGAUGCACAAAAAUGGGAAGUUUCAAAGCAAGGAUGUGCGGGCUUAGAUCACAUGAGCAGUAACAACAUAGUGCACCUGGACAUCAAACCGGAGAAUAUUUGUAUCAAGGUUAGGGCAAAUGGAUAUGUUGUAGUAAAACUGACGGACUUUGGCUCAUCAAGACUCUCAGAAGAACCACUAGAAUUUGUUGGAUUGACCUAUGAAUAUUUGGCGCCUGAAGUUUGCAAGAUGUUUCUCCAACGCCAGCUAGUUCGAAAGUUUGGAUUGAGUAGAGAGGAUAUAACAGGAAAAGUUGAUACUUUUGCCUUCGGACUCGUGAUAAUGUUCUUAUUUAAAGGGUACCAUAUCCUUGUCAAGUUCAUUACCAAUGGGAAUUUAAACUACAAUGGUAUAAGUAAAGACAAGUUAAGCCAGAUGCGCAGGAAACUAAUAGAACUGAUGGCUGACAGUCGUACAGAGUUUGUGCAUGACCUGAUACCAGACGAGUGUGACUCGAAAAUGAGAUUUCUUCUGAGGGAGCUGACUCUACUCAACCAUCAUGAUCGGUUCAGUGCACGACAAGCUCUAGGCUACAUUGAAGAAAUAGCUAAAGAUAGUAUGGAGAGCGAGAACGACCCAGUAGAGAAAAGAACAAAGGGUGCUCCUGGUAUGGAACUGAAUCCUUUCAAAAAGUGUUUAUCAAUCACUGAAGGGAAUGCACCAAUAUCGCUCAACAACGUGUCUCCACAAACACACCAAAUGUCAGAAGAAUUUACUUGUAUCAGACCUAAAGUAAGAAAAACAAGAGCUAAUGACAUUGAUUCCCUUGGUCGUAAAGCAACCAUAAAGCCUGAAGUUUCCUUGAAAAUGCCGCAGAAGCUAGCAAAGGAACAGGAAAUGGUAAAGCAAUAUGCUCCCACAGAUCAGCAAGAGAUUAGACAGAAAAGGGUAGAAGAGGUCAAUUUUCUGACUGGUCAAACGAAGAAGAUGAAAACAUUUGGAAAUAGUCCAUUACAAAUGGACGUGCAGGAGGAGGAAAUCAAGGAGGAGGAGGAGGAGGAAAGAAAGGCGUCCGCACUCCCAAACUUUUCCAUGUUACUGUAAAAGUGGACUGGUCAAAGCUUUUACAGAGACAAGGACUAUAUUAGUUCUCUUCAACAUUUAAGAAUUGUUUUCUUUUAUUCAUUGACUUCUUUGCGUGUUUUACAUAUGUUUUUUUUCUUUUAUUUUCAUUUUAUCUUUGAAUGUAUAAUAAUGAUAUUUCUCUAAGUGUUGAAACGUGUACUGUUUAGGAGUAUAACGAAACUCCUUCAGAAAUGAGUUUAUAUUGUAUAUGAUAUUUAAACAUAGCUUUAAACUUCAUUUGUGUGAUUAUUAAGUUUUUAUUUUCUGAAAAUCGGUUAGGUCCACACUUUACCUGAUCCGCGAAUAUAUCGGAUGACAAAAAUCGAUAUGAUAACUAGUGUCUGUAUGUUUAUUUUACGUGUAUAUAAUGCUUCAAUUAAUCUUAUCAUUCAUGUAUUUUUGUUGUCUUUCUUUACAUUUUCUGUAUUUAAAUGAAGUCAACCCGGUAUAAUGGUAUCAGCGAGAGGCUGCUGACAGGCAGGUUAAUUGUUAUUUAGCAUCAUUGCUUAAAUGGAAGUAGACAUUGAAACAAAUAACAUUUUUCUUAUAUAAUAGAUGCAGUGUCAUUGAACAUGUUUUGAUUAAAGCGCCCAAGAAAAGUUUUUUUUCUGACUUUGAGACAGAUUUUUUACAAUGUUAUUUUCUGUCAUCAUUGAAUCAUUUUUUGUUCAAAGUCUGAUUAUUAUUGUAUCAAUUACAUAUAACGUUAUGCUUUUUGUUGUUAUUAUUAUUAUUAUUAGUGCCAUGAUUGUCUCUGAAUCGCACAUUUUAUAAACAUUUAUUGAACUGGAAAGGGGGAAAAUAGAGGAAUCUAAUGUCUACUUCUGUGUUGUGAAAUCGGGUGUUACAGCUUAGUAAAUCUUAAAUAACAUUAUCUACUGCUAUAGUUUGUCAAGAGCAAAAUAUUAAUUCUGAAAAUGAACAUUAGCGGUCUUUAGGAAGAGGAAAAAAGAAAAUGUUUUGUUGACAGGUGGUUUUAACUUUUUUUAAAAGGGAAAAUUAUUUUGCGCUCUUUACCAACAUUUUUUU
Ruditapes philippinarum (Manila clam) is the source of this 2961-nucleotide messenger RNA. RefSeq lists its product as uncharacterized. Gene Ontology annotation, biological process: protein phosphorylation. The coding region runs from base 1 to 1911 and encodes 636 amino acids. Gene Ontology annotation, molecular function: protein serine/threonine kinase activity; ATP binding. The record is from RefSeq and is a predicted model, not a curated record. The transcript has 11 exons. Gene Ontology annotation, cellular component: cytoplasm. NCBI's taxonomy places the organism in Eukaryota, Metazoa, Mollusca, Bivalvia, Venerida, Veneridae.